Molecule: messenger RNA, 1441 nt
Organism: Solanum dulcamara
Lineage: Eukaryota; Viridiplantae; Streptophyta; Magnoliopsida; Solanales; Solanaceae
Product: signal peptide peptidase-like
Exons: 12
Coding region: 212-1231 (339 amino acids)
Biological process (GO): membrane protein proteolysis
Cellular component (GO): membrane; lumenal side of endoplasmic reticulum membrane; cytoplasmic side of endoplasmic reticulum membrane
Molecular function (GO): aspartic endopeptidase activity, intramembrane cleaving
Source: RefSeq, a predicted model, not a curated record
UAUUAGCACGGAAAAGAAAAAUAAAAAAACAAAAAUAAUUUACAUAGCAAAAUUCCCAAAUCCAAAAAUCUCGCCGAUCUGUGGGCUUGGAGAUCAGCAGAGAAAGAGAGAGGAGGAGGGAAGCGCACAUCAGUUUUUUUUUUUCUUGUAGGUUCCUCUUGUUGGGGGAGUCUGAACUGGAGUGGACUUCUGCACUUUAAUACCUCUGAGAAUGAAGAACAUGGAGCGUCUUGCCAAUGUUGCUUUGUUAGGUUUGAGUCUGGCACCACUGGUAGUGAAUGUGGAUCCAAAUGUAAAUGUCAUAGCAACAGCCUGCCUUACUGUCUUUGUGGGUUGCUGCCGUUCUGUUAAGCCUACUCCGCCUUCGGAAACAAUGUCUAAUGAACAUGCAAUGAGAUUUCCCUUGGUUGGAAGUGCAAUGCUCUUGUCAUUGUUCUUGCUUUUUAAAUUCCUGUCAAAAGACCUGGUUAAUGCUGUGUUGACGUGCUACUUCUUCGUACUUGGCAUUGCUGCACUUUCGGCGACAUUGUUACCUGCUAUUAAACGUUUCUUGCCAAAUAAGUGGAAUGAAAAUCUCAUAAUAUGGCACUUCCCAUAUUUCCGCUCUUUGGAGAUUGAGUUCACAAGGUCUCAGAUUGUUGCUUCAAUUCCUGGAACCAUUUUCUGUGUAUGGUAUGCUAAACAGAAGCAUUGGCUAGCUAACAACGUUUUGGGCCUUGCCUUUUGCAUUCAGGGUAUUGAAAUGCUUUCACUUGGAUCAUUUAAGACUGGUGCCAUACUAUUGGCAGGACUUUUUGUGUAUGACAUCUUUUGGGUCUUUUUUACCCCAGUGAUGGUCAGUGUAGCCAAAUCUUUUGAUGCUCCUAUCAAGCUUUUGUUCCCCACUGCGGAUGCUAAACGCCCCUUCUCAAUGCUGGGUCUUGGAGAUAUAGUUAUCCCAGGCAUUUUUGUUGCAUUGGCACUCCGUUUUGAUGUCUCCAUGGGGAAGGAGCCCCAAUACUUCAAGAGUGCAUUUUUAGGAUACACAUUUGGUUUGGCAGUCACGAUAUUUGUUAUGAACUGGUUCCAAGCUGCACAGCCUGCUCUGCUAUAUAUUGUUCCAGCUGUAAUUGGAUUCUUGGCGGUACACUGCAUAUGGAAUGGGGAUGUGAAGCCUUUGUUGGAGUUUGAUGAAGGAAAGACGAAAGAUGCUGAAGAAGCUGAUGCCAAAGAAAGCAAGAAGGUAGAAUGAGGCUAAGUAGACAGACUGACAUUAAAGAGACGAUGACCCUUCAAUUAGUUUAUGUAUCGCCGUGGAUUAAUAGUCACCUGAGGCGCAGAUAUUGUUGGUUAAGCAACAAAGUUUGUUGUAUUUGAUUUUUGAGACUGACCGUCAAUAGUACUGGCCUUUUAUGUUACACCUUAAAUUGAUAUUAUUAAAUGUCAAUUCUUACUCUUUUCA